AUGGCCCCGAAACGCAAGCUGCGCAGCAGCACGUCGUCCAUUGACAGUGACCAAGUUGAGAACGAGCCGAACAAGCGCGUCGCGAUGCUCGUGCCUCGUACCCGCCACAUUUCCGAGCGUACCGUCAAGUCGAAAUGGGCACCACUCUCGGAGCCAAUUCAAGAUCGGAUUAAAGAGCUUUUCCAGGCGACGGAGCUUCCCGUGCUCACGAGACAAAAGGAUGGGAAGAAGAGAGUCGAGGCACAGUCUGCGCUGAGCGCUGUUAGGAAGAAGUAUGGUCUUCUGAGAAUCUUACUGGAUUUACUUUCUUCUCUUCUUCUUUCUUUUUUUUACCUUGGUCUGCUUGUACGGGUCAGUGGAUUAAUUGCGCCUUGCAGUUUAGGCAAACGACUUCCGAGAAUGCCGUUUCCGCCUGGGACGAAGGAGAUCAGUUUUAAUUACGAGGCAGCAUUGAACGAGAAUCGCUUACUAGAAAGCCAAUUGGCAACGAUGACAAGUUCCGCUACCCUACUCCGGAGAGAGAUCAAACGGGAGGAACUCCAGCUCGCAAGGGAUACUGCAAAAUUGGAGGAACUGGAAAAGAAUGCCAAGGCAGCUGAGGCGCAGAGCAAAAAGCAAUCAAAGAAUUUGGACGCAGAUCCGGAUGUCCUAUCUUUGGUGAAACAACUGCGGAAUCAUCUCGAAUCCAUGCAAACCAACGCCGAACAGGUUACUGGCAUUCGGGAGGCUCUUACACGCGCCCAAUCUGCGUUAAGUAGGGCGCUGCUUAAUGCCCUGCCCGAAACGCUUGACACUUGCUUUAGAGAUGCGGUGCAGGGCGUCGCACAGGGUCUUCUUGGCCGGCUCUGCUUGGAACCCGUGCUGUACAUAGGGCUUGGCAGCUACAGCGCCAGGCGAAUUGCCGAUUCGUGGUUGGAAGAACGGGGUGGGAUUCAGGAGAUUCUGUGCCGUAUUCCGGUCCAAGCAUUGAUCCUAGGAAUCCGAAGAUCUUUGGACGGGUACUCAACCUGA
Molecule: messenger RNA, 1011 nt
Organism: Uncinocarpus reesii 1704
Lineage: Eukaryota; Fungi; Ascomycota; Eurotiomycetes; Onygenales; Onygenaceae
Exons: 4
Coding region: 1-1011 (336 amino acids)
Source: RefSeq, a predicted model, not a curated record